Chelmon rostratus (copperband butterflyfish) is the source of this 5137-nucleotide messenger RNA. Its product is annotated as plakophilin-4-like. The transcript has 21 exons. Gene Ontology annotation, cellular component: cytoplasm; adherens junction; plasma membrane. The record is from RefSeq and is a predicted model, not a curated record. NCBI's taxonomy places the organism in Eukaryota, Metazoa, Chordata, Actinopteri, Chaetodontiformes, Chaetodontidae. Gene Ontology annotation, molecular function: cadherin binding. The coding region runs from base 26 to 3445 and encodes 1139 amino acids. Gene Ontology annotation, biological process: cell-cell junction assembly; cell-cell adhesion.
GGACUAUCGCGGGGAGGUGGAGGAUAUGGAGGAAGGGGACGCAGAGGGGGAAGGGCCCAAGGCGGUCAGAGAGGGGCCGAGCAGUCACGGCCUCCCGUCGAACGCCAACAGCACCACCACCACCAACAACCUCCUGGCUUCUGUCAAAGAGCAGGAGCUCCAGUUUGAGCGGCUGACUCGGGAGCUGGAGGAGGAGCGGCAGAUCGUGGCGAGCCAGCUGGAGAGGUGCAUGCUGGGAGCGGAGUCGCCAGCAGGAGACAGUAGCAGCUCGUCUGAGAAGUCGUUUGCAUGGAGAUCUGCAGGCGGAGAGUCGCAGGGCGGAGUCAUAGAGGUGUCCGGAUGUCCUGGUCGUCACCUGGAGGCGGAGGAGGGGCUCUACCUGCCUGAACCAGACCGCGCCUCCCUGCAUGACAGUGAGGGCUCAGGGGGUCACUCAGCCCAGAUGACCUCGUAUUCAGACAGCGGCUACCAGGACAGCAGCGUUAGUUAUUACAGCAACCAGAACGUGGUGCGUUCAGAGCCCCGAGCCUCGUUAUCCAGAAGCCCGAGAGCUGAGGGUCAAGCCUCUGGGCAGGUAUCUGGCCGGAUGUUACGGAGGAUGGCGUCCCUCCCCUCCAGGAGCCAGUCUCCCGGUUGUGGCACCGCUGGCACCGUCUCGCCCUCCCGCAUCUCCCUGCGAACAUCCCAAGGCAGCACCUACGAUUCGCCCAUCCUCUCGGAGCCAAAACCUCUGGCCGCCGUAUUCCCCGGCACCAGCAUGCCGCCCUCCUGCCCUUCGCCGACCUCCCCGACCGACGGCACGCAGGCCCUGGGCGGCGGGGGUGGAGGCGUGAUAGGAGGAGGAGGUGGCGGCCGUCUGGGCUCCACCCUCUCUCUGGUGGAGGGGAGGGGUUUGACGGGGUCGCCGCUGCGUUCGGGGAUGACGGCGGUGCCGCAGCACUACGGCUCCACGCUGCCCAGGCAGAGCCAGCCGCUGGCGUACGGCGCUGAUCCAUACGGCCUGUACCAGAGGAGCGCACUGCCCCGCCCCGACAGCCUCAUAGGCCUUCACAGCUCAUACGCCGGCCACGCGGGGCAGAUCGAUCCAGAGCUGAGGGCGGCGUUGUCUCCAGACUGCCACAUGACGCCUGUUUUCGAUGAGCGCUCCUUCCACAGCCCCCUGUACCACAGCCCAACCCACGACCCCCAGGGCUCCCUCUACAGGACUAACACAGGUAUGGGGACCCUCCCUCGGACCACAAGCCACUGCGGCACGCUGCCGUACCAAAGAAGCAGCUACGGGCUGAGCACUGCGGCUCUGUACGUCGACUCCUACAGAGUCUCCGGCGAGCCCGUCUUCUCCCACCGCCACUCUGGACUGGUGGAGCGGGUGGCCACGCGCACCCCGUCCAUCGAGAGCAUCCAUAAAGACCCCAGGGAGUUCGCCUGGCGUGACCCCGAGCUGCCAGAGGUCAUCCACAUGCUGCAGCAUCACUUCCCCUCUGUCCAGGCCAACGCCGCCGCCUACCUGCAGCACCUGUGCUACGGAGACAACCGGGUCAAGGUGGAGGUGUGUCACCUGGGAGGGAUCCAGCACCUGGUGGACCAGCUGGAUCAUAAGGUGGCCGAGGUUCAGAAGAGCGCCUGCGGGGCCCUGAGGAACCUGGUGUACGGCAAGGCCACCGACAACAACAAGGUGGCGCUGAGGAACUGUGGCGGCGUGCCGGCCCUGCUGCGCCUCCUCAGGAAAACCACCGACAACGAAGUGCGCGAGCUGGUCACCGGCGUCCUGUGGAACCUCUCCUCAUGUGACGCAGUGAAGAUGACCAUCAUCCGCGACGCUCUGACCACGCUCACCAACACGGUCGUCAUCCCCCACUCGGGCUGGAGCAGCGUCUCGCACCGCGACGAACACAAGGUCAAGUUCCAGUCCUCGCUGCUGCUGCGCAACGCCACCGGCUGUCUGAGGAACCUGAGCUCAGCAGGGGAGGAGGCGAGGAGCCAGCUGCGUUGCUGUGAAGGUCUGGUCGACUCGCUGCUUCACGUCCUCAAAGCUUGCGUCAACACAUCCGACUACGACAGCAAGAUCGUGGAGAACAGCGUCUGCACCCUGAGGAACCUCUCCUACCGGCUGGAGGUGGAGAUGCCCUCCUCUCGUCUCCUCGGCAACCAGGAGCUGGACAACCUGCUGGGCUUCUCCUCCCCCGCCAAGGAGCUGGACUACCUCUGCUGGGGCAAGAGGAGGCGCAGCAGGAAGAGGGGCGGCUGGCCCGACGACAAGUGGGACGGCGUCGGGCCGAUCCCGGGUUUCUCCCAGUCUCUGAGGGGGGCGGAGCUGCUGUGGCACCCGAUGGUGGUGAAGCCAUACCUCAACCUGCUGGCCGAGAGCUCCAACCCCGCCACGCUGGAGGGCGCCGCCGGGUCGCUGCAGAACCUCUCAGCUGGAAACUGGAAGUUCUCAGCCUACAUCCGGGCAGCGGUGCGGAAGGAGAAAGGUCUCCCCAUCCUGGUGGAGCUGCUGCGGAUGGACAACGACCGGGUCGUCUGCUCCGUCGCCACCGCUCUCCGCAACAUGGCGCUGGACUGCCGCAACAAGGAGCUGAUAGGAAAGUACGCCAUGCGGGACCUGGUGAACCGGCUGCCCGGCGGCAGUCCGUCGGUGCUGUCGGACGACACGGUGGCGUCGGUCUGCUGCACGCUGCACGAGGUCACCAGCCGCAACAUGGAGAACGCCAAAGCUUUGGCAGACAGCGGAGGCAUCGAGAAGCUGGUGGACAUCAGCAAAGGGCGGGGGAAAGGGUACUCGAUGAAGGUGGUGAAGGCGGCAGCUCAGGUGCUGAACACGCUGUGGCAAUACAGAGAGCUGAGGAGCCUCUACAAACAGGACGGCUGGAACUACACCCACUUCGUCACUCCCGUCUCCACUCUGGAGCGAGACCGCUACCUUUCACAGCCGACCCUGCCCACCAGCCCGCUGCAGAUGUCCCCUGUCGUCCAAUCAGGUGGUAGUGCAACAUCCUCGCCGGCGAUGCUCGGCAUCAGAAGACACAGUAAGAACUAUCAGAGGGCGCAGUCAUCUAUGCAACUCGACACUUAUUACGGAGACAACAGUUUACACAAACAGCAGUACACAGGGUCUGAGAAGAAAACUCCAUAUUUCAUUGGGACAUAUUCUUCCCAGUCAGGAGAGGAUUUGAGAAGAUCCCAGCACACAGAGCCAUUUUACGACGAGCCCGACAGGAAGAACUACAACAGCUACAGAAUGUACCUGUCGUCCCCUCAAGGCUACGGAGAGGAGCACUACGAGGACGAGCCGGUCCACCUGACCCCGACCUCCCCCGACGGCUACGCCAGCCAGUCGCUCAGAUUCAAAGCCAACACCAACUACGUGGACUUCUACUCCACCACGCGGAGGCCUUCAAACAGGGCGAACAAGUUCACGGGCUCCCCCGACUCCUGGGUGUAAAAACAAAAGGAGCGGCGAGCGUGUGAGGCUUCGCCGUUUUUGGCCUUCCUGUUUCUGUGGGUGUUUGUGUGCGAGGCGUGCACGUGAGUGUGCAAUGUUUGUGUGAAAGGUCAAGGAUGCAUGUUGAACGUGUGUGCAUCUGUGUUGAAACUGUACCGAAUGACCAGGGCUCGGUUUGCAGAUUUUGACUAAGUUGGACUGUGUGCACAAUAAUGCAGAUAAACGUUUAAAAGUCUGAGACAAGAGAAGCAUCGUUUGUGGUUUGAACGGCACAAAUGGAGCGUUUCGAUAUCAGGCAAACGGUGCAAUUAACAUAUCUGACCACUAGGGGACAGAGAGGCGCCAGAAACAUCAUUCUCCACAUCAUUUAUUCAUGCAUUUCAAGCAUCAGCUCCUCCUCUUUUCUUAUUUUCUGGAAAUGUGGAUAAAAUUUGUGCUAAAUUUAGAUGGAAACUUGACUUCUGGGUAAAAGGUGAUUUCAGUGUGGUUUAAACAUGUAAAAAGAUUGGAUUUAUUGAAAUCUUUAUCUGCAUUAUUAUGGACUUGGCUUCGUCAAAAGGUGCUUUUUGAAAAAAACAACCCAGCCCAAACCUUGUUGUUCACCAGAGUGUUUGUUACGGUCAACUGAUUUCAUUUUUCUCUGCAGUAAAAGUGUGCAGUGUGUUGGCUUUAUGACAUAAAUAUUGUUCGCCAGCAUCAUCAUGAGUGCGAGAGGAAAGGAACUUAUUGAAGCCGAGGAUCCUGUAAAUCCACACCUGCGGCAAAUACCGUUUCGGGCUUAUAGAGAUGAAGAAAAACCGCCACGCUAGUCCAAACAGAGCCGACGUCGCUGUAUUUGAAAUAUUAUUUGACCCAGGUGUGCAGAGGAGGAACUUACCCAUGAGCAUCGUGGCUCUCUGGAACCUUUAAAGACUCAGAGAACCAGGGUUACAUGUGUGACCCUCUGCUUUUCUGUAUGUCGGCCAAAAGUGCAGUAAAUCAUGAAGUAUGUGAAAUAUGUGACAAAAACAUGUGAAAAUCUAUUUGUACAGAUACAAUGGUUUAACUGUCCUGUUACAUUGUUGUAUUCAAUAUGUAGAACUUUAUAUGUGACUGUGUGAAGAAGAUUUUUCUAUUAUUUAUUAUUUUUAUUGAUUUACUUGUGAACUGACCAAAAUACCCCAUCUGUCUGUUCUGUCCAAAACUGAUAAUGAUGAUGUGCAAUGUUACAGAGGGAAUAUAUGUAUAGGGAUUAAAGAUUAUAUCAUGACAGUGGUGGCUUUCAUCUUAUUGUCACAAGAGACUGAAACUGAAAGUUAAAUAGAACUUUAUUAGCUUUAAUUGCAUCAGUUAUAUUCAGAGAUAUGAUGCCACAGCCAAAAGAAACAAGGGAACUAAAAAAACAUAGUGCAAACUCAAAAUGUACAUCAUGAUGAGGUCAAUGCGCGGUGUACACAAACGUCCUCGGUUCGUCCUCCCUGAGCAUGCCUUCGACACGAGCUCCAGUCCAUGCACUUACAUUCAUUCACGUGUCGUGUGCGGGGCGGCUGCAGCCGCCUGCUCCCACCUUUGUGUCGUCGCUCUCGGCAACCAAAAGUAGCAUCUGACAAAAUAUUGGGCUUGAAACAUGCUAAACUGGCGGCACAAAGGAAAGAAGCACAGACAGCUAAAGUAUCUUUGAUUAGACGGUUACAAUCUUUUGCUUUCCUUCUC